Varroa destructor (honeybee mite) is the source of this 3951-nucleotide messenger RNA. RefSeq lists its product as uncharacterized. The record is from RefSeq and is a predicted model, not a curated record. Lineage: Eukaryota; Metazoa; Arthropoda; Arachnida; Mesostigmata; Varroidae.
UUAGAGAGUCCACCCAACAGAAACGAUCUCUCAUACUGGACAAAUUGAUUUCACUUCGUUCUUGUUGUUGUGUUUUCAUCUCCACGAAAACAUAGAAGCACAAACAGAAUAACGUACCUUGUAUAAUAAAUAUUGAAACCGCUUUAUUCGGAAGAACGUGUAUACUCAAUCAGUUGCACUUCCUGAAAGUAGUAUUUUUCACUGCGCCGUUGUACGACACAACGGAUUGACGAUGAUGGAAGAAAUACGUAACGUGGAGGAUGGAACAGUUGAAACGUACGAAGUUAUCGAGACUGAAGCAGAAGACGUGGCUGGCGUUGAGGAGGGCGAAGUGGAGGCCAUUGAUGGUGAAGAAACAGCGUCAAGUGGCGCUGGGCUGCACGCUAUACAUCAUCAACAGCAUCCGCAAGUGAUCGAUAUGCAACAGCCACAACAACAGCAACAAAAACGCGUUCGACGACACCAAUGCCAGCAAUGUCCAAGCAAUUUCCCGCGUCAGACAGAAUUGAAUACCCAUAAGUGGCUGGUUCAUGGGAUAUUCUGCUCUCUACUAGUUGAAGAAUGCCCUGAAGCUGAGUGCGGCUUUACUUGCGAGUCAAAAGGUCUUCUACUGGAGCAUCUCUAUUUUGCACACAAUGUUGAUGUGAAGCUGGUGUCCGCUCAGCUGGACACUGAGGCUGACUUUGACCUGUGGCUUCAGCAGUUUCAGUACGAGCACGCAUCCGAGUUUGUAUUGUGCACAACACAAAGUAAUGCUAAAUAUAGAACUCGCUUGUAUACUUGCGUUUUCGAGGCUCAGCCUAAGCGGUGCGACCCACAUAAAAGUUUGCGGGUUAAAAGGCAAUGUGCAGCCCAUUUGCUUGUCAAGGUUCCACGCGUUGAAGGUAGAGGUAAAGUGGAGGUGCUUGGGUCCUCUCAUCACAAUCACGUCACAUCGCCGCUUUCUGCACCAGCCAGAGACAUCCUAGACACUGAAGAUGAAUCUGUCGUUAUGCUUCCUCAAUCCGCCUCGCUUAUCGAAAUGUUCCAGACGGCCCAGCAAGUGAUCCAAUUGUCGGAUGAGCUCCGAAAUGAGCUCGCAAAUGGUAGCAACACCCAGUCUUCUGAUCAAACGGCCCAGGUGGAAAUGAAAUUGCUUCAACUCAGACAGGUGUUAGCCGCAUACGACCAGCCGGUCUGUAGUGAACUUCCAACGGGCGUAAGUGGAAUGGCCGUUGUAUCGGCCGAUAGCGUUGUUCUCGAGGAGGCGAACAGCGUCGUUGUGGGUCAGCAGGUUGGGGAAGAAGGACCAACCGUUAUGAUGGAAACACUCGCGGGAUCGGGACAUCAACAGCAACAGCAAACCGCAACCCUCCAUCGUCGUCAGAGCCAAGUGCAUCAACAGCAGACUCAACAAAUUCAUCAGCAACUUGAAAUGAUCGAUGCCUCGCAGGUGGUGUCUGACGAGACAGGCCAGACUCAGCAACAUAUUGUUCACCGAACAACGAGAAAUCAGCCGCAACAACAACACAUACAACAUCAGGAACAGCAUAUUAUAAUAGGGUAGUCCGUUUUUGUUAUCUUUAUUAUCCAACGUACGUUUAAACGGUUGUCAAAAAGUAUAAAACAAAGCGUAGACCUUUCAAAGAAUACAAAUACGAUUCCCGGACACAAAACGCUUGGCUGUAAUGUGUGCUAGUUAACUAUAUGUUCAUCAAUUGUGUAAAAAGUGUACAUAGAAUAAAAAGAAUGUAGGUUUUUUAUAACCGAUGUUUACCACAAAAAAGUAAUUAUGCUUAUGAAUAAAGUAAGGUUUGUUUAGUUGACGAUUGUUUUUCGGCAGCUGUAAAGCUACAUAGCUAAUCGGUAAUUCUGAAUAAUGUCGAAUGUCAGCUUAAUUCACCUGGUUAUGAUGAAAUAAUAUUGAUAAUUGUAAUAAUAAUAGUAAUAAAACAACAUGAUAGUAGUAGUUCUAUUUUUAUGCUUUAUUGAAAUGCGGAAUGAUUAUUAGAUUACUAUUAAUUUUGAAAUUGUGUAGUUUAGUUCUUUUUAUCACAUAAAGACAGCCUCAAAGAUCUCCACUAUAAUGUGUAGGAAUAGGAAAAUAUCUAUUCUGAGAAUUCUAAGAAUGAGCACUGUGUAUAAAGAAUAAUAACCACUGGGAACGUGAAAAAGUCAACAAAUGGUCCAAUGGAGAGCACUAAUUAAUUCUCGUUUUAACAAACAGAAACCAACUAUAUAUUGCCCUACAACUAAAUAUCAAAUAACAUAUCUUAAGCAAAAUCAACGACUUGCCUUGGGGAAAAAGGUACCAAAUAGAAGAAAAAACGAAGAUAUUAAAAAAUCUAACACGAUGAUUAUGCCCGGCUAGCAGGUGAGUUCGAGGAAGAUGAAAGCCUUAUGCUAAUAAACCUAAUUUUUUAACGGAAAUCCAAAUAUAUAAGCAUGGUUCGUUUAACACUUAUUACCAUCCAAAGGCUGAAAGAGCGCUUGGAUGAGCAUGUAAAAAUAAAAAAGCGCACCUAUAACGUAUAUCAUCAAUCUAACCCAGCUAGUUUAAAACUUACUCAGUUAUAAGAUCCACCGGAUUCGUUUGUAACAACUUAAUAUUUAGGUAAACGUAACUUUCCAAAAAUCUAUCCGCACUCGAUAGCCAAGAUUUCAUUCAGGCACUGUUGUACUGUUUUCGAAAUCCAUACUUGAUCUAGCUAAAUUUUGCUGAGGAAUUUAUUAACAAUUCCUAUGAUUGGUGUAAUUUUUUCUGCACAUUUUUCAUUCCAAUGAAUCUGAGUAUGUAAUUGCUUUAUUUAAUUACCCGUUCUCAAUAUGGUUAUCGGUAUUAAGAUUUAAGUGAUUGGGUUUUUGGUUCGAGCCCCGUUAUUCACACUUAAACGGUAGUGCGGAACUGCGCAAAAGGCGGCCUACUCAGAAGCAUCAUAAGGCCAUCAGUGUUGAAUGAACAUACGUCCGGAUAAAGGUUACGCUGCCAUUUAACCCAUUAAACAGAGCCGGUUACUUUCAAGCAUAUUUUCAUUUAUCAAUCAGAAGCUCUUCUUUUGGCAAUAAUUAUCGAGUUUAUACCUUGAAAAGAUUACAAUAUCAGAUCAUAGCGGAACCUAUCCAUAUAGACAGCUUCAAAAGAUUCAAGGACAACAUGUUUAUGAAGUUCAUGGCGCGAAUAGUUUGAAGAAUUAAAUCAAAGCUAUCUAUAAAAUCGAAAAAAACGAGAAAGUACUUGAAAAAAGAAAGUAUGUCCAUUCUUGGAGUUAGCCAUUGUCGGCAAGCAUAAGAAAGCGUAUAAAAUGAGAGCUCUAACUCAUUACCAGUUUUGUAGACAUGGACACUAUCGAGCUAAUAAAUGCACUUAGUAGCCACAACUUUUCCUUCAUUAUCUAGUUGUAAAAUAUAAUCCAUCGUGGGCAACCGGAGUCAAUAAAAUGGCUUUUGUUUCUAAAUCUGUAGCAAUAAUGGAAUAGAUUUUUCAUGAAUAUUUAAAAAGUGCCUUUUAGGGCGUAAAAAAAGCCUGUAGAAAUCUAAAAAUUUCUUGCUCCCUUAACACAUGUUACGUGUAUACGAACAUACGGUGAAAUUUACAUACGAAGCACAGGAGUUGUGCAACGCAUGUUGUUAUUAUGGAAAAACUGCGUAUUAAUAUCUGGAAUUUUUCUUCACGAAUUUUUCGGAUAUCGAAUACUAUUUUGCAAAUAUAUAAUAAAUAGAUAUCAGUAUACAUUUUCGAUGAUUAUGAUGCUCUAAAUAAAUCGGGUUAAAUUCUUCGUCUUUGGUUUAGUAUAGGAAAGCUGUCUAUUUAGAUGACCAGCUAUCUAUUCCACUCCACAAGUAAACAAUGACCACGAAUACGCUUACACAUUAGUAGGUGAAAACUAUAUUAAACUAUGCAUUACCUCUACAAAAUAUUAUAGAAUUGGUCCGGUAGCACACGAUUGAGAUGCCUCAGAAAUGAUAAACAAA